This is a messenger RNA of Papaver somniferum (opium poppy), 474 nucleotides long. RefSeq lists its product as uncharacterized. The transcript has a single exon. NCBI's taxonomy places the organism in Eukaryota, Viridiplantae, Streptophyta, Magnoliopsida, Ranunculales, Papaveraceae. The coding region runs from base 1 to 474 and encodes 157 amino acids. The record is from RefSeq and is a predicted model, not a curated record.
AUGGGAAGCCUGAUAUAUUUUUUUACAAUAACUUGCAAUCCACUUUGGCCCGAGAUUGUAGCUGAGUUACGUCCCGAUCAAUCUGCAUCAGAUAGACCUGAUUUAACAAAUAUGGUAUUCCGUGCUAAAUUUGAAGAGUUGAAGGAAGAUAUAUUUAAUAAGAAUGUACUAGGAAGAGUAGCUUCCCAUGUUCAUGUGAUUGAGUUUAAAAAAAGAGGUCUACCUCAUGUCCAUAUGUUGAUCAUUUUGGAAAAAGAAGGCAAGUUACAAGGUCUCGAUGAUUAUGAUCGCAUAGUUAGAGCAGAAAUCCCUGAUAAGAAGAAAGAGACCGAGUUGUAUAAGUGUGUGGAAAAAUGGAUGAUUCAUGGUCCGCGUGGUAGAAAGUGCAUGAGGGAAGUAAAGUGCAAGAGAGGGUUUCCGAAACAAUUUGAUGAAUGUACCGUGGAAGGAAAGGAUGCAUAUCCAGUUUACUAG